Echinococcus granulosus is the source of this 831-nucleotide messenger RNA. RefSeq lists its product as hypothetical. The coding region runs from base 1 to 831 and encodes 276 amino acids. Gene Ontology annotation, biological process: mitotic DNA replication termination; site-specific DNA replication termination at RTS1 barrier. Gene Ontology annotation, cellular component: nucleus. The record is from RefSeq and is a predicted model, not a curated record. NCBI's taxonomy places the organism in Eukaryota, Metazoa, Platyhelminthes, Cestoda, Cyclophyllidea, Taeniidae. The transcript is spliced from 4 exons.
AUGGGUGGAGACGGUGGGAGUAUACCUCGUAGAGUUGAGCUUGUGCGUAGUAAGAAGAAGAAAGAAAAUGUGGGGAAGGUUGCCGUUGACGCAGCCAAAUGGAAGCAUUGUGCUCUUAGUCAGCAACCUCUUCGUCAACCCAUAGUUGCUUGUCAACUUGGAAGACUGUAUAACAAGGAGGCUAUAAUCGAGAAACUUCUGGACGAGUCAAAAUAUACAAGCUCGGUCGCUGAUCAUAUUAAAAAGUUGAGAGAUGUCUGUGAUCUUAAGCUAACGCCUACUCCGAAAGAACUACAAAGCCACGAACUUUCCUCAGGAAUAAUUGAGAACUCUGCUGAAUCCUUUUGUUGUCCGAUUUUGGGACAGGAAAUGAAUGGGUCCUACCCAUUUGUUUUUUCCNGGGAGUGCGGUUGUGUCUUUUCAAAGAGGGCUUAUGAUGCCGUCAAGGACUCGAGCUGUCUCAUCUGCGGAGUACCACUCAAAUCAAAUAGUAUCAUUCUACUUAACCCGGAAUCUGAGGAAGAAUUGAGAACCGCUCAAGAUCGGCUUAAAGUCUUUAAGGAAUCCUGCAAAAAGGAUUCAAUUGAGACGGGAGAAAAGAGAUCUUUCUCUUCCUCUACGGGUCUUGCCUCCUCCGCUGUCAAGAAGGUCAAAGUUGAAUCAGUGGGGGACGAGGAAGGAGACAGAAAAGUCCCAACGUCCGCCUAUGCCUCAGUUCAGGAUGAUCCAAACGCCUCAUCCGCAUUCAAGUCCCUCUUCACCACAUCCGAGGAGGCCCGUAGGCAACCAAAGGCUCACUGGGUCACCUUCAAUCCUCUCUACUUCCGAUGA